AUGCAAGAUACACGGGAACAUGGUCGAACGCGACCGAGAGUCGCGAGAGCUUGCGAGAGGUGCCGUAUUAAGAAAGCAAAGUGCGACGGGGAAAGGCCAUGCCGAAGAUGCAAUCUCGACUGUGCGGUUUGCUCAUACAAGGUCCGACGGAAGCCAGAAUCCGCCGGUGCUACUCAGAGAUACACCAACCUCUUACUUCAGCAUCACUCAGCUCUCACGGCUGGCCUCGUCAAGCUGUACUCGAGGCUGCUUGAUGGGAAGGCAUGGGAAGGUGCUCCGGUGGACGAAGUGAAUGGCAGUCCCAGCGUCCACUGCAUCCUGGAACGAAUUGGCGUGAUUGGAGCCGAAGAAGAAUUUGACGAAGACCUCGACUUCUCGGACCACAACGAGCGGCCGCAACUUUCACCCAUCCAAGAAACCGCCAACUCGCCGGCGGUGGUCAAGAAACCAGCCAAGUCUACUACUACCACCACCACCACCACCACUCAAAAAGCCGCGAAGACGAAACGUCGAUCGCAGAGUCAGGUAUCAUCAAUCCAGACAGAUUGCUCCUCCAAGUCAGGAACAAUCGACAAGACCCGGAAAUCACCGCAGCACAACGUCCAAGCUACACAGCUGGCCUCGCCGUCGAACUCGGAGUUCUAUUCUAGCGUCUUUGAGUCUGGAAGCUCCGACACGCCUUCGACUUGGGACUCACCCGGCUUUGGGGACGAGCUUUUCUCGGCGCCCGCCCCCACCGUUGAAGAAACCCAGGCUCAGUACGAGCGUGUCAUGGACGCCACGUUCCCGACCGGCCAUUCUUUCUCCGCCCACCAUCGUCCCACUGGCGAUGCAGACAUGAACGCGCCAGCGCCCAUGGUGUUCGACGGUGGAUUUGAGAUGCCGGGCGCAGACAACUUUGUCGUCGACGCCACUUGCGACAUGAACUUUUACGACUGGGACGGCAGCAACUCAUUCGGCAUGGGAACGGAGCCCGGAAUGUUCAUGCAGAGAAACAACGCUUGGAAUCCCGGUGUAUUUGCGUGA
Molecule: messenger RNA, 1026 nt
Organism: Exophiala oligosperma
Lineage: Eukaryota; Fungi; Ascomycota; Eurotiomycetes; Chaetothyriales; Herpotrichiellaceae
Exons: 3
Coding region: 1-1026 (341 amino acids)
Biological process (GO): regulation of DNA-templated transcription
Molecular function (GO): DNA-binding transcription factor activity, RNA polymerase II-specific; zinc ion binding
Source: RefSeq, a predicted model, not a curated record